Molecule: messenger RNA, 4509 nt
Organism: Dreissena polymorpha
Lineage: Eukaryota; Metazoa; Mollusca; Bivalvia; Myida; Dreissenidae
Product: heme-binding protein 2-like
Exons: 6
Coding region: 2834-3796 (320 amino acids)
Source: RefSeq, a predicted model, not a curated record
UACAUCGAGCACAUGCCGGAAAUGACGGUGUAUGUGAGCACAUUUCAGGGAAUCGGAAGCGAGGAGAAGUGGACAUAUGAGACGCGACGUCUGGCGGAGACGUUACGUAACGAACACAACGUCAGAAUGGACUUUUAUGUCACCGCGACCUACAUCAGUCCCUUCCAGAUCGUAUCGGACAGACAUGAGAUUUGGUUUGUCAAAUUCGACCCUAAACACAGACUCGCCAUUAAAAACAAAACCCCAGAACUCAGAUACGGAUCUCAGAAACUCGAGGUACCCGCCAUGUUUUCUUGGGCGCUCGGUCUUCUACUGACCUACAUUUCCAUUCUUAUCUCUGUUGUGAAAACCACGUUCAAUGUGUCAGUGUUCGUCAAAAACAACUGGAACGAUAUCAAGGAACGCGUGGUCGUCGUCGCGAAGACGCUUCAAGACAACGUCAUCGUUGGCGCUAUAUCGAGGUCGGGCGUAGCCGUUAUCGCGUCACUAUGGAAACUCACAACUGCUGUGGUGACGGGCGUUUCUGACAGUGCAAAUGACAUUGACCAGUCGCCAACUCCGCCCACAUUUUGUCGAUCAGCCAAUCAGAUAUCGAUUUUUCACACACCCCUCAGCAACGCUUAUCCGGCCGCCAUUUUGUCCGACAAACAAAGCGUGUUGUACAUAUGGAAUGAACGUAAUUUUUUAGAGUUUACACAGAUUUUAUAUCAAAUGCAUGAUCAUUACUGUUCGAUCAUUAUUCAAAAUUGUAGGUGCUAUACAUACUUUAUAAAAGGUUAUUAUUUUAUCUUUUUUUCUUGAACAUAUGAACGAGUAAUGAGAAAACAAACACAAUAAAUAGUUUAACCACACCAGGUGUGUGUUCUAUAAAACUUGUUAUACCGUUUGAUGCACAAUAUUUUUAAGCAGUUUGGGCAACAUAAUAAUUGCCACACGUGCUUAUUAAUCUCAGCGUAAUUGUCGAUGAUUAAUAAAUAACAGUAUGUUGCGUGGAUCUCAGAAUGAAGGAACAUUAAGGCAUUGUUAGGUACUGCACACAAGAAAAGAAAACUAUUUAAUUACUUAAAUGAUUUCCAAUUAUAUAUUUAUUUUCUGUGGAUCAUAAACAAGGGAAAUCAUUAUAAAUUGUUAACUUAAAUAUUGUUUUAACUAAAGUAAAAACAACAAAAAGGUGAUUUCAACGCGGCUUAGCCAGCUUAAAGCGACUUCAAGUGUAAAAUGUACGGCUUAUAUUACAACAACAACAUUUCUAAUACAACAUACAUUGUCACUGGAGAAAUGUGAAAACUGCAAUUAACAUAUAAGGGCCAUCUUGUUAUAAAUAAGCAAAUGCAUAAUAUGCUAAAUGUAUUCAAUUCGAAUGUUCGUGAACAGCACCGUAAUACCAACAUUUCAUUUUUUGAUAGUGAAAUGUAACAGGUUCGCAUUAAACAUAAAUGUAAUAAAAUGCAUAUUAGACUAUCUGUUAAUGAAACCACGAUAUCAGGCCUGUAUUAAAUUAUGGUUACAAUAAAAAUUUAAUUUAUAUCUAAAUAAAAAAAAUCGGUGUCUUUUUAAAAAUAACACAAUAAAACAAAGAUCUAAACAUUUUUAAUAAACAAAAAACCCAUCAUGAUAUGGAUAUGUCAUUUGAAUUUAAUAAUAAUAUUUUCAAAAUUAUAUAUGAAUAGCCACCGGGUUCACUGUCAGACGGUUGAAUACAAGUUCAAAAUCAAUAUGAAAUAAAUGCUCAUUUUUACGACGGAUUUUUCAUCACCUCCCUAUAUAAUAUGUAUAAGAAACGUUUCUGAUAGUCAGUCUGCCGUUAACUCAUUUAUUUUGAUUACGCCAUUUCUCUCUAAAGUUUUUUUGAUUGUAUAAACGUUUUACAAAGCAGGUUAGUUUAGUGUGCGGCUUUAAUAAUUUAUUUUAUAGAAAAGAGCAUAAUACAUCAUUACAGAUAUAGAAUUUCCCUCACGUAAUCCGCUAUAAUUGCGAUCUGCUUGUCGGAGUUUUCUAAUCACUAGACCACGUGACUAUGUGGGCGGAGCGAUCGAUAAUUUAGCGACUGGUCAAUUGCGCAAUGAUUUGUCGUGUCUUUAUAAAAAACGUUUUUCUUUUUGUUAUAAUUUCUUUUAUUUAUCAUUUUCUAUAGCCCACUGGUUUUGUAAGUGUCAUUUCUGUAGUUUUUUUAACAUCCAAUAUAAAAGGGUAUUCAAUAAACGUUUUGAAUAUUCUUUGAAUUUAAAAGUUCAAGUUCACCCUAAAAAUUAAAAAAGAAAAUCUAUAAACUUCCCCUCCUUCCCUAUUUUGGAGUCACGUUACAUCAAACAAACACAUUUUGAAUAAUUCAUACAGCUUAUGAUACUAAUUAUGUGGUAAUAAAACGUCUGCUGAUUAUGUAUUUAUGUAUAAGAUUACCUAUAAAUACACAAUCAGCAGACGCCUGAGUAAAUAUGAAUACAUUCGGAAAUCGCAUUAGUAGCCACGUCUGGUUAUCCCUGAGGGGAAAUAAUGUGACUCUUAAAUAUAAUUACAUAACCUUUUAUCCCAUUUUCACCGCGACAUUGACGGUAUAACACCUUAUGGAAUAUACUAGCCUGUAUCCAACACUGUGGGAUAUACCUGUCUUCGCACUCGUGAUUUAAUUCCUACGCAUCUAUACUCCUUACUGUGGGUUAUUCGAUAACAAACCAUGAUAGAAAAAUAUUAUUUCUUAAGUAAUAGGAUGACAUAAGGGUCUUUAUUUAACUAUGCUAAAAUAUUAUUAAAGACCCUAGAUGCAAAAUCGUCAACUAUUGAGUUAAAUGGAUUAUUAGAUGGAUUUUAAAGGAUAAUUAAAGCUUUAUUAGCAAUGGUGAAGCUUCACGACUUGAACUUGGCUAUGGAGACCUUACUGCCCGGAAUGCUUCGGACCCUGACUCCGCGUGUGGGGGUGCAGACCAAUAAGCCAUCCGACCAGACGACACUUAAGCAACCACUCAACUACACUGUUGUAAGCAAAACAGAGACGUAUGAGGAGCGCUUGUACCCGCGCAGCACGUGGUUGUGUACCACUGUUCAGAGCCUGUACCAGGAUACGGCCAGGGUGGAGGGGUUCCGGCACCUGCAGGCUUACACACAGGGAGACAACUCGGUCGGGGCCCAGUUGGUUAUGAAGCCACCGAUACUGACCCGCAUUUCUGCCGAAGGCGGCGAAGAUUUUCAGCGGAAUUUCGUUGUGUGUACGCAUCUGCCGCUAGGAGACGAAAACGGGCAUCCAGAUCCCACCAAUGAUCACGUGUACAUCGAGCACAUGCCGGAAAUGACGGUGUAUGUGAGCACAUUUCAGGGCAUCGCAAACGAGGAGAAGUGGACGUAUGAGACACGACGUCUGGCGGAGACGUUACGUAACGCACACAACGUAAGAAUGGACUUCUACGUCACCGCGACCUACAACAGUCCCUUCCAGAUCGUAUCGGACAGACAUGAGAUUUGGUUUGUCAAAUUCGACCCUACACACAGACUCGCCAUAAAAAACAAAACCCCAGAACUCAGAUACGGAUCUCAGAAACUCGAGGUACCCGCCAUGUUUUCUUGGGCGCUCGGUCUUCUACUGACCUACAUUUCCAUUCUUAUAUCUGUUGUGAAAACGUCGUUCAACGUGUCAGUGUUCGUAAAAAACAACUGGUAUGAUAUAAAGGAACGCGUGGUCGUCGUCGCUAAGACGCUACACGACAACAUCUCCGUCGGCGCUUUAUCGAGGUCGGGCGUGGCCAUUAUCUCGUCGCUAUGGAAACUCACAACUGCCGUGGUGACGGGCGACAGAGCAAAAUGACAGUUUUCAAUAGUUGCGAUGAUAAUAAUAUAAUGUUUAAAUACAUUGUAUAUGUAACAUGCAAAUCUAUUACCUCCCAAUCAAUUUUAACCUUAACUGGAUCAUCGAAUGGAUAAGACAGAAAAUGAGACUAUGACUCGUAGAAUAAUGUGUGUAUAAAGCUAUUUGUUAAAUUGUGCAUUGCAAUAGGAAAUAUUACGGCAUGUAACAAUAUGUGUCGCGUUCUGAGAAAACUGGGCAUAAUGUAUGUGCGUAAAGUGUCAUCCCAGAUUAGCCUGUGCAAUCCGCACAGGCUAAUUGGGGACGACACAUUCCGCCUUAAUUGGAUUUUUGCUAAGAAGAGACUUCAUUUAAACAAAAAAUGUCGUAAAAGCGGAAAGUGUCGUCCCUGAUUAGCCUGUGCGGACUGCACAGGCUAAUCUGGGACGACACUUUACGCACAUGCAUUAUGCCCAGUUUUUUUCAUAACACGACUCAUAUAUUGACAGGUACAGGUCACAACAUCGAUUACCUGACAGCAAUAACACGAAUGCCUGCAAUGUGCCAGUGUGUGCUGUUAGUAUUAUGAAUUGUUUAUAACUUUAUUGUUGUUGUUGUUGUGUGGUUUAAAUUGCUAUUCUAGAUCUAACUUUUUUAGCUACGAUUUCUCGUAUUAUAUACACGCAUAAAACGUUUAUUUUGUUUUGUGGAUAUAGUUGUCCGAAAUUUUGAAA